Caenorhabditis briggsae is the source of this 504-nucleotide messenger RNA. The record is from RefSeq and is a predicted model, not a curated record. Bases 1 to 504 code for a protein of 167 amino acids. Lineage: Eukaryota; Metazoa; Nematoda; Chromadorea; Rhabditida; Rhabditidae. The transcript has 3 exons.
AUGCUUAUCCCAUGCUUCCUCUUAAUUUUUACCUAUUUCAUCGUUUGGAACUAUUCGAGAAGGUUAUUUUAUGAAAAUCAUUUUGUGUUCCUUCCCAUCUGCUACAUCAUCACAUUCCUUAUCAUUCCUUGCUUGAUUAUAUUUUUUCAAGGCCUAUCUCACCAAAGUUCUCGUUACUGUAUCCAACCGGAGCCCGAUCGACUCAUCAACAAAAUCCUCCCCCUUGCAAUUGUGCUCUACGCAACUCUAGACUUUUUUCCAACCCACGAAGCGAAUUGUGAAAUUGGAGAAUAUUCAGACAACUGUAAAUUGUUCUUUAAACAUAUUCCUUUGAUUUUAUUCGGUGUCAAAUCCCUAGGGCUGUGGGUUGCCGCUGGAUUUAUCGAUUAUUGGAUGGCAAAGAAAUUAGAUAUUAUGUCGAAUGGAAAGCUGAUUGGGCGACUGAUCAAUAAUGGAAGAGGAGAGUGGGAGCAGCAGAUUCCAGUCUGGGAGGAUGAUGAUUGA